Messenger RNA from Chelmon rostratus (copperband butterflyfish), 1153 nucleotides. Its product is annotated as kallikrein-8-like. Bases 48 to 827 code for a protein of 259 amino acids. The record is from RefSeq and is a predicted model, not a curated record. Lineage: Eukaryota; Metazoa; Chordata; Actinopteri; Chaetodontiformes; Chaetodontidae. Gene Ontology annotation, molecular function: serine-type endopeptidase activity. The transcript has 5 exons. Gene Ontology annotation, biological process: proteolysis.
AGCAUCACGCAGUCCGUCACCUGAAGUGAUCCAGAUCAGACGCAGCCAUGAAGACACUCUGCGUUGUCCUCGUUUUGGUGCUCGCUGGUGCUGCAUCAGGGGCCAUUGAGAAGAGGGUUAUCGGGGGUAAGUCCUGUGGCACGGACAGGCAGUACCAUGUGGAGAUCGAGACUGUCCAGGGGGGCAACUUGUGUGGAGGCUCACUUCUCAACACCCGCUGGGUCAUCACUGCUUCUCACUGCGCGCAACAGCUUGUGACUCUGAAGCUUGGCUUAAACGUGGAAAAGUCGUUUUUUUCAAAAUUUAAGUCUUUCUUCAAAUCGUCACCCAAAGAAAACAAGCAAGACAUUAAAACCGCCCAACAGUUUACCUUCAAAGAUGAGGAAGAGCGGUCCCACGACAUCAUGCUCAUAAAACUGAAUGAGGAUGUGUCUCCUAAACUCCCCCAAAUCAAGCUUCCUCCUGUUGGGUGCACCAGACCAGAGCCGAGUCAGCAGGUCGAGAUUGGAGGCUGGGGAGCCAGGAAGGCCGACAUCAAAAGCAAAAAGCCACGGCACUUGGGGUGUGCCAGCACAAAUAUUAUCGCAUGUACUGAUAACGACAAACCUGACAGCAAAUACCACAGUGAUGAAGCUACCACCAUGUGUGCCUUUAAGCCCGGCGUGGACAUCUGCUUUGGCGAUCCCGGCUCAGCUGUGGAGUACAACAGUCUCUUAUAUGGGAUUAUUGUCAACAACCCUGUAGAUGAUUGUGACAAGAGGACUGUCAUGCUGGAUAUCUGUCACUACAGGGAGUGGAUUGAUAAAACCAUGCAGGAAAAUUCCUGAGUAAACCUCCUCAGGUUAAUACAGAGAUCACAAAUGUACUUUAAGUAUCUCAUGUUUUUUUCACUUUUAAUCACAAUCACCUGCCUUGUUAACUUAAUUUCACGUUAAAGAUGCAAACAUAAGCAUUCAGUUCCAAUAUGGUUGCACUGGUUUUGCACUUUACACUGGAUAAGUUAAAAAAAAGUUUUUUCACUCAGGAAAGCAAAGCAAAUUAUAAUCAAGUGCAUGUUGGACCAAUGUGUUAUUUAGAUCGCUCUCUUUGAAAAAUAUGAUUGUGGGCUCUAUUUAAAUUUAAAUGAAUGAAUAAAAAGAUGUGAUCUCCCAGA